Messenger RNA from Danio rerio (zebrafish), 5151 nucleotides. Lineage: Eukaryota; Metazoa; Chordata; Actinopteri; Cypriniformes; Danionidae. The record is from RefSeq and is a predicted model, not a curated record.
GCAGCAAGAAGGGAAGAGAAGACUUGCAGUUCGUGUGGUGAAUUAAGAAAGAGGAAACAAGCACACAGAUGUCAUUGUGAGGUUCUGAGAGAGUCACAGUGCAGUUAAGACACUAACGUGAAGGCUUAAUAAGGAAGCCGACGAGUCUGGUGGACGACAUGACAUGACAUGACAGCAGGAUUUGACUAACCACACACUGAAUAAGUGCAGAAAAUCAUGGAUUCUCAGGUCAUGGGGACUGUCAGUGAUCUCUGCGUGUCCAGUUUUCAAGCUUUCUUGUGUCCAACGAUACCAAGGAGUCCUCCAGUGCCCGACGACCUCACACCAGAGGAGCAAAAAGAGCUGGAAAACAUCCGGCGCCGAAAGCAGGAGCUGCUGGACGACAUUCAGCGUCUGAAGGAUGAGAUAGCCGAAGUCACCAGUGAGAUCGAGAACCUGGGCUCCACCGAGGAGAGGAAAAACAUGCAGAGGAACAAACAAGUGGCAAUGGGCCGCAAGAAGUUCAACAUGGACCCAAAAAAGGGGAUUCAGUUCCUGAUUGAAAACGACCUUCUGAAGAACACCAGUGAGGACAUCGCUCGGUUCCUCUACAAAGGGGAAGGCCUUAACAAGACUGCAAUAGGAGACUACCUGGGAGAGAGGGAUGACUUCAAUAUCCAGGUCCUUCAUGCUUUCGUGGAGCUGCACGAGUUCACAGAUCUAAACCUGGUUCAGGCUCUCAGGCAGUUUCUGUGGAGUUUCAGGCUUCCUGGUGAAGCACAGAAGAUUGACAGGAUGAUGGAGGCAUUUGCUCAGAGAUAUUGCCAGUGCAACCCUGGAGUCUUUCAGUCCACAGACACGUGCUACAUUUUGUCCUUCGCCAUCAUUAUGUUAAACACCAGCCUCCACAACCCGAAUGUUAAGGACAAGCCCACGGUGGAACGCUUCAUCUCCAUGAACAGAGGCAUUAAUGACGGAGGGGACCUGCCGGAAGAGCUGCUCAGGAACCUCUACGAGAGCAUCAAGAACGAGCCCUUCAAAAUCCCAGAGGACGACGGCAAUGACCUGACACACACUUUCUUCAACCCGGACAGAGAGGGCUGGCUGCUCAAACUGGGAGGACGCGUCAAAACCUGGAAGAGGCGCUGGUUUAUUCUCACUGAUAACUGCCUUUACUACUUUGAGUACACUACUGAUAAAGAGCCACGAGGAAUCAUCCCUCUUGAAAACCUCAGCAUUCGUGAAGUAGAGGACAAGAAGCCAAACUGCUUCGAGCUCUUCAUUCCUGACAAUAAGGAUCAGGUGAUCAAGGCCUGUAAGACGGAGGCGGACGGACGCGUCGUCGAGGGAAACCACACAUUCUACCGCAUCUCUGCUCCCACCACUGAGGAGAAAGACGAGUGGAUGAACAGCAUUAAAGCGGCCAUCAGUCGAGAUCCUUUCUACGAGAUGCUGGCGGCCAGGAAGAAGAAGGUGUCAUCGAUGAAGAGACACUAGAACAGCUGCUGAACGACUGAGACGAGUAGAGACAGAGAGAGAAACACAAGAUCAGAGACUCUUGACAGCUCUCCUCAAGAGUGUGCGUGUGUGUUUGUGUGUGUGUGUGUGUGAAGGGAGCCAGUUGGCGUUUCCUUGCGACUGCUUCCUUGAAAGCCCCAAAGAGAACAUUUACUCCUCAUGCUUAACCAAAUCUGCUCUUUCUUUCUUCCCGUUUCUCUCUGUGUUCAUUAUCUGAAAUCAGCAGGUCUGACAGAAUGUGGAAACCAAAACGAAAGCAAAGGACGAUUUCCGUUCGUGCUUUGAUAUGUACAGGCAAUAAGUGUAUUUUUACAUCCUUUUUUAUUUUUAAAGAUGCAGCUUCGCGCUCAGAGGUUUAUUUGUGUGUUUAAUUGUAAAAACAGACUUCUGUGAGUUGUAAUAGAACAAAAAAAGAAAGACUUCUGCAGAGGGGAUCUUUUUGUUGGUGUUUGUGUUUGUUUUCUAGGCAUCCUGAAGCGCGACGAAUUGAAUAUUGACAGACGUUCUGCUCAAUAAGGAUUAUGGGAUGUCAUGGUCAAGCACUGGUACUACCUCUCAGACGGACAGAGCAGAGAUUAACAGAUGGUGAUGUUUUUAUUUGAUAAGAGGUCAGUGUUAAGGCCUCUGAAUGAAACGCUGUUCAUACGACGAAUAAAUGUGCCUAACAGUCACUCAGUGUCCGUAAAGGCUGACCUCACGCCGCGUCUACACUCAAAACAACACAUCCAAUUAUAAUCAGGCAGUCGGUUUACACUGGACACAAAACGGAUGUACAUCGCAACCCAUUUCUGUAACAGGAUAGCGUAAAUAAACAAAGCUGUGGUUCUUAAACCUGUUCCUGAAGGCACAACUCACACGUUUUCAACCACAUCUAAAUCAACUCAGCAGAACAUAAGAAGACACUCCAAAACCUGAAGUUAAUGGGUCAGAUAAGGGAGACAUCCGAAAUAUGUACUGUUGGUUGUGUUCCUCCAGGAACAGGGUUGUGAAACACAGAAAUAAAGGUCACUGUUGCUGAAUUGUGUGAACACAGGCGUGAUUGUGAUUUAUUUUGGAAUCUGUGGCAGAAAUGAGCUUAAAUCUGUAGUCGCUUGUUUCUGCUACUGGAGAGAAAGGUAACUGCGUUCACACCGAAGGCGGUGAAAGCGUCAAAGGUCGCUCUGGCCGCCCUGGCGACAAUGCUGUCUGCCUUAAGCUCUGGCAGCGAGAGCGUCUAAAUUCGCUACAGUGAUCUUGUAUUUAAAGCGGCUGUUGCAGCAUAUAUCAGUUACAUUCCCACAUUAAACAUGCUUUCUAGCGUAAAAAUGUUGCGCACUUCUAAUUAAAUUCAUUUAACAAUGGAAGAUCAAGUUGCAUGUGGUGUGGCUUUGCUCCACUUAAUUAUCUAAUUUGGCCAUAUGUCUGAAAUAUCCCGAAGCAGUAAUACUGUUCAGCUCUCCUUGUACUACAGGAACCAAUCAGCGAUCGCUAUAUGGCGAGUAAAGCCCGCCUUCUAGUACAGGACCCAAUUAGCAAUCGCUAUCUGUUGAAUAAAGCCCGCUUUCUACUACAGGAACCAAUCAGCAAUCGCUAUAUGGCGAAUAAAGCUCUCCAUCUACUACAGGAGCCAAUCAGCGAUCGCUAAAUGGCAAAUAAAGCUCUCCUUCGAGUACAGGAGCCAAUCAGCGAUCGCUAAAUGGCAAAUAAAGCUCUCCUUCGAGUACAGGAGCCAAUCAGCGAUUGAUAUAUUGCAAAUAAAGCCCGCCUUCUAGUACAGGAGCCAAUCAAAGAUCGCUAUAUUGCAAAUAAAGCCCGUCUUCUAGUACAGGAGCCAAUCAAAGAUCGCUAUAUUGCAAAUAAAGCCCGUCUUCUAGUACAGGAGCCUAUCAGCAAUCGCUAAAUGGCGAAUAAAGCCCGCCUUCUAGUACAGGAGCCAAUCAGCGAUUGCUAUAUGGCGAAUAAAGCCCGCCUUCUAGUACAGGAGCCAAUCAGUGAUCGCUAAAUGGCAAAUAAAGCUCUCCUUCGAGUACAGGAGCCAAUCAGCGAUUGAUAUUUGGCAAAUAAAGCCCGCUUUCUAGUAUAGGAGCCAAUCAAAGAUCGCUAUAUUGCAAAUAAAGCUCUCCUUCGAGUACAGGAGCCAAUCAGCAAUUGAUAUAUGGCAAAUAAAGCCCGCCUUCUAGUACAGGAGCCAAUCAAAGAUCGCUAUAUUGCAAAUAAAGCACGCCUUCCAGUAUAGUAGCCUAUCAGCAAUCGCUAAAUGGCGAUAAAAGCCCGCCUUCUAGUACAGGAGCCAAUCAGCAAUCGCUAAAUGGCGAAUAAAGCCCGCCUUCUAGUACAGAAGCCAAUCAGCGAUUCCUAUAGAAUGACAACUGGAGCUUGGACCAGACGUGAGUUUCUGCAGAUUUCGUGUGAUACGAACAUUAUGAAAUGAAGCUAAAUAUACAGCUGCUGUUUAAUUUUAUUGAUUAUUCCUAAUAUGAAAUGUAAUCGUCAGCUUGGCAGGUAGUUUUGGAGAAUUUGAUGUUUCCCCAUUAAAACAUACUACUCGAGAGGACGCCGAGUGAAAUUACUUGCCUUAAAGGGACUUUGAUGCAUUUCUAGCUAAACAUACAUAGUACAAACAAAAUCAUUAUGUAGAUCAAAACUUUUAUUUUGUAUUCGAUAAAUCAUGAUUGUUUAAAAAGUGCUACUUUGAAGCGCUACCUUCGACAUAAACAAACAGAAAAUAAAUGCCUCAUUAGCAUCUGUUUCCAUAGGCUCAUAAUGCAAGUCAUCCGCCAUAUUGGAACAGUCAAAGCCAGUCUGUGGUGUUUCUGAAUGUACGUUGACCUGCAGCUGUAUUUAUGCACAUGUAUGAUUACCUAUAUCUGCGAUAGACUUAGGUAGAUGAUUUAGCCCAGGGGUGCCCAAACCUCGGUCCUGGAGGCCUGGUGUCCUACAGAUUUUAGCUCCAAUUUGCCUGCAAGGAAGUUUCUAGAAAGCCUGGUAAGAGCUUGAUUAGCUUGCCCUGGUGUGUCCGAUUGGGGUUGGAGCUAAAAUCUGCAGAACACAGGACCUCCAGAACCGAGUUUGGCCACCCCUGGUUUAGCCCAAUCACAAUUCAAGACUUAAUGUCUGUAUCUCUAAUACACUUCACACAAAUUUAAAGCAAGUUGAGAUCAAAAACAAAAAAAAACAUCAACAUGACAAAAAUCGGUUAAACAAUCUGUAAUAUUGAGUCGAAAAACACAACAUUUUUGUGAGAGGUUCCUCCAUUUUGUAGCAUUUUAACUCUAAAGACCAACACAUCUGCCUAGAGUUUUACAGUGAGUGAUGGUGUGUUGACUGUCCCAAGAUGGCCGAUUAUUCCACGUGUGUUACUGGUGUAGACGCGGUCAGUCAGUCCUCAGUGCCUGCUCACGUUUCUCCACUCGCUCUUUCUGUUGUCCCCUCAUUUCUCGGGUUUCCAUCAGUCUAGCAGUUAUUCUACAAGCGAAAUAUUAAGGCGACGCAGUAUUGGUUUAAUUUAUCAAAGAUGUACAUACUUUAGUGUAUAGAGAAUAUUGGUUUCCAUUUUAUAAAUGUGUGUAGUCGAGUGCCAUUCUUUCAUUAUCCUUUUUAUUAGUAUUAAUUUCCGGAGGUCGAUGCCAUUGUAGUGGUUGCCAGAUCAUGCUGAAAUAAACAUCUAUUAUAGCA